Messenger RNA from Diaporthe batatas, 3847 nucleotides. RefSeq lists its product as uncharacterized. Gene Ontology annotation, molecular function: protein binding. The transcript has 5 exons. The record is from RefSeq and is a predicted model, not a curated record. NCBI's taxonomy places the organism in Eukaryota, Fungi, Ascomycota, Sordariomycetes, Diaporthales, Diaporthaceae. Bases 1064 to 3808 code for a protein of 914 amino acids.
CCAGCCUUUGGGGCAGCACGUGGGAGAUGGUCCCCUCUGUUGGUGGACUGGAAUUGAGAGGGUCAUCCAAAGGUGGCCCCAUGUGAGACAAGGCUGGGGGAGUUCUGGAAUCCUCCCCCUUUGGAAACUGCUUGCGGGUUGACCUGGGCCAGACCUGGAGGCCAGGUCGACGGGAAGGCACAGACUGGCUGUGUCUUGCGCACUUGGUACCUGAGUACUUUCCCAAACGGGCGAUUACCCCUCCAGAAAUGAAGGGGAGCUGGGGAGCUGGGGAGCACGGACAGGCAAAAAGUACAACAUCUCUCCCCUUGAGACUGAUGUUUGUUUGCUUUGCUGCCUUGGCCGAGUGCCAGCCGUCUUAUCCUGCCCAGAGGUUCUGCCCAGAGUGCAAUUUGACCACUUUGUUGCCCUUGCCCUUCCCCUUUCCCCUUUUAACCCUCACAAUCCUGCCGUUCGUUGCGUGUUUGACUGCCGGAAACUCGUGUGUUGGAGUGACCUGCCCAGGCGGCUCGUGAUCCUCCAACCCGACCUGGAUGACACCCACCCAACAAGGGUCACCGCCCACCACAACCGACAGCAGCACUGCGAGUGAGCGCGCCAAAUAACACCAAUAACACUGCCUGCCAGUCACCCCAAACCUGCAGUUCGACUCUUCUUCAAUCGAAACUCGACUUUUGCCUCCCACUCUUGAGUUUCCACCAGCGUCGUGACCGUCUGCUUGCCCUGUCCUUUCCUUUUGGAGGCCCCUGGGCAUUUGACGCUGACCCAUUGAGGCGCGGCAGUCAUCCUCCCUCACCAGAACCGGUUAAUACGAGAGCGACAACAACCCCUCCUCCGCCCUCGUCUGCGGCGCAGCCCAACCGAGACCUCCAAAGUCCCUUUUGCGACAAACGAGCACCAAGACCUUCGACCGGUACCGCAGAGAUACAUACCUUCAUUUAUUACCUGGCCAAGAGAACUGGCACCCGGGACUUGAAGUCGAGAUCGCCCGGCAGGGCAUAAACCGUAAUAAUAAGGUUGCUGCCACAAUAAGCGGGCACAACCCGAGUCAGAGUCGCCCACGAUGAGCUCAUCGGCGAGGAGCUCCCUCCCGUCUUACACGCGCGCAGCCCGCCCCAACCAGCAGCAGCAACACCAGCAGCAGCAGCAGGCAAAGAGGUACUACUCGGGUCCGAAUCUGGCACCGGCACAGGCACCAUCACCAGCACAAGCCCUAGCCCCAGCCCCAGCCCCCUCGCCUUAUUAUGCUGCGUCGUCGCUGCCAGGAGCAGCCUCGGCUGCAGCGGUUCCUCGUGGGAGACGGGGUGUUUCCGCGACCAUGAUCCCGACUAACAAGUCGUCUCUCGGACCCGGUGUUGCAGGCUCCAUCCAGCCAACCCGCAGUGUUUCCAACGACAUGCCGCAGUUUGCUGCAACCUUUGUUCCCGGAGGUUACGACGAUUAUUCCAUGCCAGAGAUGUACGCUCCGGCGCCCCAGCGGGUCAUGCCCGAGGUUCCUCAAAACAUGCAACAAGACCUCCAGCGCAUGGAACAGCAGGCUGGUCGUCCUCAACAGUCAUACAACGGCGCCGGGCACCACGGCGGCGGCUACGGUCAGGAGCACGAGCCCGACAGCAGCAACUUCCGCCCAUUCGAAGACGAUCCGAACCACGCCCCCUACAGGUCCAUGGCCGCCAACGACAUGCCGAGCUAUACCCCCUUCCCCAAGGUGAAGGGGGACAACAUCCCGCCCAGCGAUGUUGAAAAGGAGGAGAUAUUAUACAACGCGCGCGAGCAUGUCCUGCACUCCAACAACGUCAACAUGCAGCUGUCGUGGGCGAGGGACGCACUCAACUACGUCGAGAUCGCGUCCGAGGACCGCGCCCGCACUGCUGGGAGCAGCGGCCGCCCGGGCACCCCUCAGCAACAACACGAGCUCCGCGUCGACGCCAUGAACAUCAUCAGGUAUCUUUGCGAACAGCAUCACCCCGAGGCCGUGUUCAUGAUGGCCAAGUGGGAUGAGUUCGGAAAGUUCGACGUGAGGGAAGACAAGAGGAAGGCAUUCAUGGGCUACAAGCUUGCAGCCGAGCAGGGGUGGGGCCGCGCCGAGUACAGAAUGGGUAUGCUCUUCGAGAACUCAAACGAGUUCGACAAGGCCAUCACGCACUACUACAACGGCGAGAGGCUGGGCGACUCUGCCGCCAUGUAUCGCCUGGGCAUGAUGUCCCUGCUCGGGCAACAUGGCCAAAGACAGGAUUUCCAGCGCGGUGUCGACCUCAUCAACAGGGCCGCCGACACGGCAGACGAGGAUGCGCCGCAAGGUGCAUACGUCUUCGGAAUGCUCAUCGCCCGCGAUCUCCCCGACAUCACUGUCCCCGAGCACUUGCUCCCCUACAAGGUCGACACCGCCAGGCAGUACAUCGAGAAGGCGGCCUACCUCGGGUUUGCUAAGGCGCAACUAAAGAUGGGCCAAGCUUACGAGCUCUGCCAGCUUGGUUGCGACUUCCAGCCUGCUUACUCCCUGCACUACUAUGGCCUUGCCUCGGUGCAGGGCCAGCCCGAGGCGGCGCUUGGCGUCAGUCGGUGGUUCCUUUUCGGAUACGAAGGCAACUUCGCCAAAAACGAGGCGCUCGCAUUCAAGUACGCGAAACAAGCCGCAGACGCCAAGCUUCCCACCGGCGAGUUCGCCAUGGGCUACUACCACGAAAUCGGAAUCCACAUGCAAAAAGACCUGAACGAAGCACGGCGAUGGUACGAGCUGGCAGCGUCGCAUGGAAACCCUGACGCCGUCGGACGGCUGGACAGCUUGCAGAGGAACAAGAGCUUGUCGAAGAAGGACCACGAGACGACGGCUCUCACCAGGAUCAAGUCUCAGCACGGGUCGAUGAGGGGCCAGCGCCCAGAGCGCCUCCAGAGGCUCAAGGAGCAGCAGCACAUGGCGCCAUUGCCUGAGGGUCCAUCGACGCCAAACGACCCGAGCGGGAGGAGCCCCAGGGUAUCACCCAACCCGUCCCCCAGGCAUGCUCCAGGCCCUGAUGGUCGGCAGCCUGCGUUCGGCUUGAACGUCGACCAUGGCAACCUUGCCAUGAGGCCCAAGUCCGCAGCGCCCUACCCAGAAGACGACACCAAGCCUUACCCUCUCAACGUCAACAGGCCGUCAUCCGCCGCACCAUACCCCGAAGAUGGGUACCAGCCGCCGAUGCGCAACCAGGGUGCUUUUGGAAUCCGUCCAGGAAGCGCCGGAAGAGGAGGUCCGGGACCGAACAACCUGGCGCCCGGUGCUAUCCCACCAGCUGGCAUGCCUCCCGGUGGACGAGGCUACAGGCAACCAAGCCCUGGGCCAGCAGGUGGCUACGGCCGGGGUGGACCGGGCCCGGAUGGGCGGAGACCUGUCGGCGGACCAGCUGGAAAUGCAGCAGGACAACCCCGACCGUACGGACACCAACAAGGCCCGCAGUCUCCACCGAUGAUCCCGCCCGCAGGCUCCAUGCCCGGCGGUCCCGGAUACGCGCCGCAGCAGCAGCAGCAGCAGGGCCGGCACACCAGCGGGCCUCGGCCACCCAUGGCCGGGUACCAACUCCAAGAUAACGGUGGACGGUCGAGCGCGCCACCUCAACAGAACCCCGCCUCAGCACGGCCCCCAACGGCGUCGUCGUCGCAUGGGCCCGGCGCCGCCAGUCCUGCGCCCAGCGUGGCCAGCGCGCCUCCCAAGGCGCCGCGCAAGCCGACGGAUCACCCAGACGGAAAGACCAUGGGCAACGGGCCGGCUACGUUUGAGGAGAUGGGUAUUCCGAAGACGAAGGAUAAGGACGACUGUGUUGUCAUGUAAAAUAGAAAUGGAAAGGAAAGGAAAGGAAAGGAAAGGAAA